AUGGGCCACUACGGGGAGCUGUCGAUGCAGAAGUUCAGCAGCAACGUGGUCGAGAAGUGCCUCAAGCUGGGGGGCCUCGUCGAGCUGCGGCAGGACGUGAUACGGGAGGUCAUGGUCAGCCCGCUGCUGCCGCGGCUGCUGCAGGACAGCUACGGGAACUAUGUCGUCCAGUCAGCCCUGGCGGUGUCCAGCGGCCAGCUGCACCAGGACCUGGUGGAGGCCAUACGGCCCUACGUCGCCAGCCUACGGGGCACGCCCCACGGGAAGCGCAUACUGCAGAAGAUGAACGGCAAGGCGUGA
Molecule: messenger RNA, 300 nt
Organism: Monoraphidium neglectum
Lineage: Eukaryota; Viridiplantae; Chlorophyta; Chlorophyceae; Sphaeropleales; Selenastraceae
Exons: 2
Coding region: 1-300 (99 amino acids)
Biological process (GO): post-transcriptional regulation of gene expression
Cellular component (GO): cytoplasm
Molecular function (GO): mRNA binding
Source: RefSeq, a predicted model, not a curated record